CGCGAUCUAAAAAUAACACUGGAGCAAAGUGUCACUGUAAACUUCGCAACCUCAAAACAUCGAGCUUUAUUUAUGACACAAGAACAAGUUACAAAUUGCUGAAGGUAAACGAGAUUCUUCGCUAUCUGCCUGCUUAUAAGAGCUACUAUCCAGUCAUCCGUCUAGUCGUUCUCAUUGCACACCGUUGCUUUACAGAGGUUAUCGAAUUAAAUCCAUCAGAUACGACAUGCCACCCAUAACAGCUGCAGAAGAAUUUUCUAAGAAUAUUAAUAUGAAGCAGGAACACAUUGAAUACCUGAGAAACUGGAUGUCGAAACAGCCUCACCUGCCGAGUGAAGUUACAGACGAACAGCUGAUCCUGUUUCUACACAGCUGUCAGAACCACCUGGAGGCCUGUAAGAGAACUAUACAAGCAUACUACAAAAUUCGUUCGAAUUCACCGGAAAUAUUUGGAAACAGAGAUCCUAACGGGCAUGAUGUGCAGCAAGUUUUGUCCAUACUUGAAUUUGCUGUUCUUCCGAAGAAGGACCAGCACGGGAAUGCAGUGAUGGCAGUUCGAUUCUCGGAUCUGGAUGUAACGAAGUUCUCGCAUUCAGGUGCACUCAAAACAUAUUUCAUGGUUCAAGAUGUCUUCAUGCUAGAGAACGGUACAGUUCCUGGGUAUGUCUUUCUGAUGGACCCGAAGGGCUGUAGAUUCGAACACCUCUCCAGGUUGACACUCUCUUAUACGAAGAUGUACGCCGAGUAUAUUCAGGUUUGUCUGUUUCAGGACGCUUUCCCUGGCAAUGUUGUGGCAAAUCAUUUUCUGAAUGCCAACUACGUCACGAAGGCAAUGAUGGCUAUGUUAAAACCAUUUCUUAAGAGCUGCAUGUCUAGAAAGAUCUUCAUUCACACUUCGAUGAAUACGUUGUACGACCACGUCUCAAAAGACGCACUACCUAAGGAGUAUGGAGGAAAACUGGAUUCACUGACGACUUAUCACAAAAUGAUGGUGGCACAGCUGGGUCACUACAGGAACUGGUUUCAAGAGGAGGAAACCUUUCUCAUGGAUGAGUCAAAGAGGCCUGAAAAGCAAAAGGACGAAAGAAGAGUACUCGACAAUGAACAUUCAACGAAAAUGUUGGAAAUUGAUUAACAAAUUCAAACAGCACAGCAUAAAAGCUCAUUCACCUACAAGUACCACAAAAAACAACUGCGCUUGAUAUAACCAGUCACAAGACUAAAGUUAUUUGCUAAACAAUUUACAAACAACAAAUUAUAUAAUUAUAUAUAUUACAAGGUACUGUGAUUCUUAAACUGCGUUCACAAAAACGUAAUUCCUUGAUUUAACUAAAACCACCAGACACCACCUAAUACGGAAACAGUGGCAAAUCUCAAAAACUUUAUUUAUAUUUUCUGCUCCAAAUGAUAUCCCCAACAACCUCCUCUAGUAUUUUACUACAACUCUGAAUCAUUCUGCGAGUGAAGUAAUUUUUUAUCAGUUACAUAUUAAUCUAAGUUUAGAUCCAUAGAAAAUAAAGAGCUACUAUUUAUGGCAUACGAGUAUACUA
Molecule: messenger RNA, 1550 nt
Organism: Zootermopsis nevadensis
Lineage: Eukaryota; Metazoa; Arthropoda; Insecta; Blattodea; Termopsidae
Product: alpha-tocopherol transfer protein-like
Cellular component (GO): membrane
Molecular function (GO): phosphatidylinositol bisphosphate binding
Source: RefSeq, a predicted model, not a curated record